Messenger RNA from Merops nubicus (carmine bee-eater), 229 nucleotides. RefSeq names its product splicing factor 3b, subunit 6, 14kDa (gene SF3B6). NCBI's taxonomy places the organism in Eukaryota, Metazoa, Chordata, Aves, Coraciiformes, Meropidae. The annotation marks the transcript as partial. The record is from RefSeq and is a predicted model, not a curated record. The transcript has 2 exons. Gene Ontology annotation, molecular function: nucleic acid binding.
UGGGAACACUCCUGAAACGAGAGGAACAGCCUACGUGGUCUACGAAGACAUCUUUGAUGCCAAAAACGCCUGUGAUCACCUCUCGGGGUUCAACGUGUGCAACAGAUACCUCGUGGUGCUGUACUACAACGCCAACAGGGCAUUCCAAAAGAUGGACACAAAGAAGAAAGAGGAACAGCUUAAGCUUCUCAAGGAAAAAUACGGAAUUAAUACGGACCCACCAAAAUAA